AUGAUUUUCGUAAACGACGGCGAGUUCCUCUUCUUCAGCACCAACCCCCUUCAUCUGAAUACGAUUGUGGCGAAACAUUUCAAUUGUGAGUUUAUCAGCUAUUUUCAGCCUAAUCGCAGGGUAAAUGUUUGCAGUAUUGAACUUUGCGUGCUCUGGAAUCAUAAUCUCGCUAUUGGCCAUUCACUUUUUCUAUCGAUACAUGGCGGUUUGCAAGUGAGUUUUACCUGAGACUUUGAAGAAUUUACGUCUAAAGCACGUUUUUGAAGUAAUAUAGUGCCAACGCAAAAACUUGCUUCAAAAUCCUUGUUUUCAGCAACCAAGCGUGGCUCCGUCAGUUCGAAAUGCCCAAAUUCUUCACCUGGGUCUCCAUUUUUGUAUUUUUCGGUCUCGAAUGGUACAUUGCCACUUUAUACCUGGGAAAUACGAGUGAUGCCACGUGUGAAGUCGAUAUGUGAGUUGGACGUUUCUCUGGAAUUAUAGUAUCCGUUUUGUGGAUACCGUUCAAUCGAAACGGUAUAUCUCAGCUGUCAUUGAAGAUAUGAACAAGUUGUCAACUGAUAAAAUGUGUAAAAUUGUAUUAGGAGCAUUUUAUCAGUUGACAACUUUUUCACAUCUUCACUGACAAAUGAGAUAUGUCGUUUUGAAUGUAGAGUAUUCGACGAAAAAGCGUUUCUUCAGGGAUAGUCUAGUGAAGUAUUUCGAUGCGGAUAUUAAUCUUACAGUAUUCGUUGGCAUCCGAUAUUUUGUGAGUUUGAUUUGA
This is a messenger RNA of Caenorhabditis sp. 36 PRJEB53466, 760 nucleotides long. Lineage: Eukaryota; Metazoa; Nematoda; Chromadorea; Rhabditida; Rhabditidae. The record is from the annotation of a GenBank genome assembly.